AUGGUGAAGUUUCAUGGAGAGCUUGAUCCGAUGAGUCCGGGGAGCGAUAUGGAGAUGACUCUCGAAGAAGAAGAAGAAGAAGGAGAAGAAAUGGAGGAGAUAAGCUACCGUGAUCUCAAGAAACGGAUGUGGAAGGACCGGCUUCUCAUGCAGAAGCUCAAGGGCGAGCGGGAAGCCGCGGCGGCCGCUGGGAAAGAAGGGAUUUUGGGAGACGACGGCGAAUCGGCGGCGACGGAGAAACAGGUGGAAGCGUCGCGGCGGAAGAAGAUGGCGCGUUCUCAAGACGCGGUGCUUAAAUACAUGGUGAAGAUCAUGGAGGUGUGCAAAGGGCAAGGGUUCGUGUACGGGAUCGUGCCGGAAAAGGGAAAGCCGGUCACCGGAUCAUCGGACAGUCUAAGAGAGUGGUGGAAGGAGAAAGUGAAAUUUGACAAGAAUGCCCCGGAAGCCAUAGCCGAAUAUCUCCCAAAACUCGUCGGCUUAGUAGAAGACCCAAAUUCCAGCAUUAUUUAUCUUCUCCAAGACCUCCAAGACACCACUCUGGGCUCCCUAAUGUCGGCGCUAAUGCAACACUGUCUCCCUCCCCAACGGAAAUUCCCGUUGGAAAAAGGGCUAGCGCCGCCGUGGUGGCCCACCGGGGCUGAGCUCUGGUGGGGCGAUCAAGGCACGGCUCAAGAACACGGCCCCCCACCCUACAAAAAGCCGCACGACCUCAAAAAAGCCUGGAAAAUCAGCGUUUUAGCCGCCAUUGUUAAACACAUGUCCCCAGAUUUAGACCGGAUGAGACGCCUCGUUAAACAGUCCAAAUCCCUGCAGAACAAAAUGUCCGCUAAGGAUACUACGACGUGGUCGAAAAUCGUUACCAGAGAAGAAGACCUCGUCAAACUCGCCCAGAAAGCCCUCAGAAUUACUGACCAAGAUUUCGACCAAGAUUCUCUCAAGCCCGACAAGAGAAAGUGCAUAUUCGAGCGCGAAAUCGAGACAGAGAUCGCGCUGUUCGCGUGUCAGAAUCUCCAGUGCCCGCAGAGCGGUUUAGGGUUCGGGUUCCCAGACAAGACUUCGCGAACUGAGCACGAACAGAUCUGUCCCCAUCGCCCCGACCAGAAUCUUGUUUCUAGCUUGAUCACAGAAGGAGAUGAUAUAGAUACGGGCCAAUUCCCAGAUUGGAUCAACGAGGAUAUUCAGAGAAUCUUCCAUGAAUACAACGCGCAGUUCGUCAAUGGCGGCGCUGGGAACUAUGGGAAUCUCUUGACCGACAAUCUCACAGAACAACAACAGUUUAGGUAUGAUCCCCCCAUGGCAAGUGAAGAAGCUUCCACUUCUGUCUGGGAUUUAGCAUAUGAUGAUAUCGAUCGAGACUAA
Ipomoea triloba (trilobed morning glory) is the source of this 1359-nucleotide messenger RNA. Its product is annotated as putative ETHYLENE INSENSITIVE 3-like 4 protein. The transcript has a single exon. Gene Ontology annotation, molecular function: DNA-binding transcription factor activity; DNA binding. The record is from RefSeq and is a predicted model, not a curated record. Gene Ontology annotation, cellular component: nucleus. NCBI's taxonomy places the organism in Eukaryota, Viridiplantae, Streptophyta, Magnoliopsida, Solanales, Convolvulaceae. The coding region runs from base 1 to 1359 and encodes 452 amino acids.